GCUCAUUUAAAUAUCCGUGAUGUAAAGUAGCGGUUAGUCCACACGUCAUGUUCAGCAGCGAGCCUGUUAUCUUCUACCCCUCUCAGUGACCAAGGCACCCUCGUGUCCGGCCCCCCACCCCCAGGUGAGCAGUGUACUGCGGUUGGCUCCCCCUGCUGGCCGCAGCGAGACACUACACCCGUGACGCUGUGUGAAGACUGCUGCAGCGCGUGGCUGCGACGUUUUUUUGGAGUGUUUGUUUCCCCGCCGACAGUAAAGACAUCAUGGAGACCAAACCUGUUAUCACCUGCCUUAAAACCCUCCUCAUCGUCUAUUCCUUCGUCUUCUGGAUAACGGGGGCCAUCCUGCUGGCGGUGGGAGUAUGGGGGAAGUUGAUGCUGGGCCCUUACAUCUCGCUCAUCGCCGACAACUCAACCAACGCCCCCUACGUCCUCAUCGGCACCGGGACCGUCAUUGUCGUUUUUGGCCUGUUUGGAUGCUUCGCCACGUGCAGAGGAAGCCCAUGGAUGCUGAAGCUGUACGCCAUGUUUCUGUCGCUGGUCUUCCUCGCUGAAUUGGUGGCCGGGAUUAGCGGAUUUGUCUUCCGCCACGAGAUUAAAGGAACAUUCCACAGGACGUACACUGACGCUGUGCUCAACUACAACGCUGAGGACGAGGCCAGCCGUGCUGUUGACAACCUGCAACACCGACUGCGCUGCUGCGGCGUCUACAACUACACCAGUUGGUUUGCCAGCGUCUACUACCCGCCCAACGGUAUGCCCGCCAGCUGCUGCAUGAACGCCUCGGACUGCAACCCCAUCGACCUCCGUAACGCGACCGUGGCCCCCAACAAAGUCUACCACCAGGGAUGUUACGAGCUGGUCACUUCCUUUAUGGAGACCAACAUGGCCAUCAUUGCAGGUGUGACGUUUGGCAUCGCCUUCUCUCAGCUGAUUGGCAUGUUGCUGGCCUGCUGUCUGUCCAGGAUCAUCACAGCCAAUCAGUACGAGAUGGUCUAGCGGACGUCACGAGGCAGUGAGAUGAAGAGAAGAUAACAAAGAGAGCGACACACACGACAGUACUUUUUUCCUUCUACUAACACUAAUCACAUGUCUCUCUUUGUCUCGCUGCCUGCCGACAUCCCAUAAUGUUAACAUCUGACUUACUGUAAACGCAUCAUUCCCACCGUAGAGCUUUGAGCACCACACACCACACUGUCUGGACUUAAUACUGCUUUUCCUUCACACUUUUUGUAGCAGUCACUGCUGAUAUAGCUCGGUUGGUAGAGCGGCUGUGCCGGCAACUUCAGGGUUGCAGGUUCAAUCCCCACUUCUGCCAUCCUAGUCACUGCUGUUGUACCCUUGGGCAAGACACUUUAUCCAAGUGCCACUCACACUGGUUUAAAAAUGUAACUUAGAUAUUGGUUUUCACUAUGUAAAGCUUUGAGUCACUUGAGAAAAGCCGCUAUAUAAAAUUCACCUAAUUCACAAUUAGCACACGUCAGUCACCAAAUAUAUUGUAUGUUUGGCUCGCAGACACCAGGGGGUGCUGUUGGACUGCCAGCUCACUGGAUGACAUGAAUCAGGGCGGAAGUGUAGAGAAGAAAAAACAUGCUAACUCAGCAGAAUUUGUUCACAUAUACCGUACAAGAAAUCUACGACAUUUUUUGUCCUAAUAAGAAUUCUUAAAGUUGUAACGCCGUUACUUUGAAAAUAAGGAAUUCCCCUUUUUUAUGUACGAUAACUUCAAUCAUGGCAUAAUAAUAUUCAACUUAAAUCCCAAUUCAGUACGACGCUACUGCGAGUUUGUUUGAAAACGACUUUCGCAAUCUUUCAGAUUUGUUGAUAUAUUAUGACUUUAACUUUCAAAAAAAAUAAAAAUUUUCUCCGAAUAUGAUUUUAUUUUUGAGACAUGACUUUGUUUCUUGCAACAUUACAACUCGUAAAACAACAGAAGACUUAUAGCUUUUCAAAAUGUAUUUUGAAAGUACGACUUUUUCAAAAUCAAGUUGUUUUUCGUAAUGUAUAACUUUGUUCUCGUAAUAUUACAACGUUUUAUUUAAUUUAAAAGUACGACUUAAACAACUUUUUUCUCCUAAUAAAACUUUGUUCUGGUAACAUUACCACUUUGUUUCUUGCCACAUGACUACUUUUUGCUGUGCUAAAAUGGCGGACGAUGUACAAAAUAACGACAUAUUUCGAAGGACCACUUUUCUUGCACGAUACAACUUAUUUCUCGUAAUAUUUGAUUUUAUUCUUGAAACAUUACAACUUUGUUUUUAUUUUUUGCAGUAUUACUACUUGAUUUAAAAAAGGUUAGAAAUCAGGUUUGUUUUUUUUAUGAUACCAUGACUUUGUUUUCAAAAGUAACAUCUAUCGUAAUGUAUUCUCGAAACAUUUCAGAGGACAUUUUUCUUAAAGUACAACUUUGUUCUCUUAAUAUUUUGACUGAAUUGAUUCCGCCCGAUUGUAGCUGAGAUAGGCGCCAGCGCCCCCCGCGACCACAAAAAAGGGAAUAAGCGGUGGAAAAAGGAAGGAUGGAUGGAUGGAUUAAGAAGUACAACAUUAUUUGAAGACCUACUUCUUUUGGACUCUACAUUUUUUUUUCUCUCGUGAUAUUCAAGCGUGUGCAUUGUGAUAUUACUACUUGAUUUAAAAACGGGCAAACCGUAACAAUUUUUCUUACGAUAAUACGCCUUUCCUUUUCAAAUUUGUCAUCUACGAUUUUGUUGUCGUUAUAUAGUGACUUUAUUUUCCAAAUAUGUGCGACGUUAUUCUUCUUACAACUUGUUAAUACGUGUUUUGGUUUUUUUGUAACUGUUUAGAAAUUGCCUUUAUUUCCUUAACACAACUGUACUAAAAAAUUUACGACUUUGUUUCUGGUAAUAUUACGACUUUAUUCUCGAACUUACGACUCUCUUAAUAUUUCGACGACCAGAUUUUUUUUUUAAACUCUUGUUCUUUUAAUUUCAUGAUUAUAUAUUCGUACAAUUGAACUAACACUUUUUUAUAGUAAAAAUCACAAUUCCACAAAGUAAAUGGAAAAAAAAAUCCCCCUCAAACUUGAUUGAUUCUUGCAGUAUUUUUGCUUUUCCUCAGUUCUUCCAUGAUUGAAAUAAAAAAUAUUAAAACGAAUAAGUUUUGAUGAAAGGACACUUGACUCAAACUGGGAUAAAGUGCACAGUGUUCUGUGUGGUGCAUCAAAUGUCUUCAUUAUCAUCAUCAUAUCUGUAGAUAUGUACUGUAAAUGUCAUUUAUAAUGAUGUCACGUUUCUCAUUCUAAUAUGCUCAUUGGAAGAAUCUACUGUUUAGCUGUAUUUGUUUGCACUGAUCGAUAGUUGUAGAUCAAUAGACUUCUUGUGGACUUUGGCAUUACAGCUUUUACCAAGUGAGUCUCUUUUUUUUCCCUUAGUUUGUGUGCAAAAAUGAUUGAGAUCAUUGAACUAUUUUCCUUCUGUGAUGUACUGGAGUUACUUAUUAAAUAUUGUGUUUAUUGAGUUUGUAGGUCAGUAUUUGAUGGUGGCUUUUUUUUGGUGAAAAUACUUAACUACUCGCUAUUAAAGCUGUACGGUUAUUUUCGUGAUUUUAAUGUUGUCUUGUAAAUAUGAAACUGUAAUGCCAUCCAGCUUGCACAUGGGGUCACCAGACACCCCAAAACUACACCAUAAUGUCUACUAUUAAUUGAAGUCACCAUCUGAGGUCUUAUUAUUAUUAUUAUUAUUAUUAUUAUUAUCAAUAAAUUGACAAAUGGAACUUG
Nerophis ophidion (straightnose pipefish) is the source of this 3735-nucleotide messenger RNA. It is a transcript of the gene tspan7, whose product is annotated as tetraspanin 7b. Gene Ontology annotation, cellular component: membrane. The coding region runs from base 264 to 998 and encodes 244 amino acids. The transcript has 9 exons. The record is from RefSeq and is a predicted model, not a curated record. NCBI's taxonomy places the organism in Eukaryota, Metazoa, Chordata, Actinopteri, Syngnathiformes, Syngnathidae.